Dinoponera quadriceps is the source of this 1794-nucleotide messenger RNA. RefSeq names its product serine--tRNA ligase, mitochondrial (gene SerRS-m). Gene Ontology annotation, cellular component: mitochondrion. Gene Ontology annotation, molecular function: ATP binding; tRNA binding; serine-tRNA ligase activity. The transcript is spliced from 5 exons. The record is from RefSeq and is a predicted model, not a curated record. Lineage: Eukaryota; Metazoa; Arthropoda; Insecta; Hymenoptera; Formicidae. Bases 469 to 1764 code for a protein of 431 amino acids. Gene Ontology annotation, biological process: mitochondrial seryl-tRNA aminoacylation.
AAUAACAAUAGUGAAACUCUUAUGAUAAUUAUUUAUUUAUAGUUAGUUAAUUAUUUAUUUAUAAUUUAACUACGCCAGCACGAAUAUGGAUGAAAUCUCACUUAUUCGACGCGUUUUUGCACGAAAUGAAAGAAUCUGGAAGAAAAAUGUGUCGCUCUGCCCCGCGAAGCAAGUUAUUAAUCGUCAGAGUUGACGAUUUGACAGGUUAAGAAACCUGUCAUACCGACGAAACUUUGCGAUAUGAGCACGCUUCGCGGUAUUAAAUCAUGAUAUUAAAUAAAUAUAAGUAUUAAAUCUUCGCCUUACUAAAAAAUGUGUGAUGAGUUUAUCUUAUACUAAAAUUGAAAUAGUGAAGAUUAGCAUAGAUCCCUACGCAAAGUAUGUCUGCUAAACAGAAACUAAUAUAAAAAAAUUUUCCGUUACUCGCACGUAUUUGGGACAACACGAACGGUAUUAUUCUUCCUUAAAAUGAAAUUCAGGGAACUGUUCAAGCAAUUCUGUAGAUUACGGCAUUCUUGGCUACAGACGUUGCCCGCAGGAGUACCAGGAAAAAUUGGUGCUAACACGAAACUGUGUAUACCAGAGCCUGAAUACAAUACAGAUUUCUUAUGCAAUUCCACGAAUCGUGAUACUGUUCUAAAUAAUAUAAAAAAGAGAAAGAGUUUCGGAGAUAUCGACAAAGUUCUCGAAUUGAUGGAUAAGUCUGAAAAGAGAGAAUUAUUCUCGAAGGAAUUGAGUAAAAUACCAAAUUGUACACAUCCCGCGGUACUUGAAUACGGCGACACGCCGAAGGUUCUAAAGGAAUGCGGUAAAAAGCCAGAAUUCGAUUUUGAACCUCGAGAAUUCUCGGAACUUGCCAAUCAUCUGAGAUUGAUAAGAACAGGAUUAGGACCUAUCGCCGGACAAAGAGCAUACAUGCUCUUGGGAGACUUGGCACAAUUGGAAGAAGCGUUAGUCCAUUACACAGUGAAGAAAUUGCUGCAGAAUGGAUUCGAAUUGCUAUCUGUUCCCGACAUCAUUCCCACUGAACUAAUCAAGAGGUGUGGGUUGUUAACAGAUGGCGGUCGUACCCUUGUAUAUAAUCUGGAUGCUCAUUACGGAGACGAUUAUAGCUUGUCCGGAACCGCGGAGAUGGCGUUAGCCGGUAGAAUGGCAAACAUCACGCUCUCCUGCAACGAAUUACCGGUGAAAUUAGCCGCUGUUAGUCGAUGCUACCGCGCGGAGAUCUCAACCAGUAUGGACCAAAGGGGAAUCUAUAGGGUCCAUCAAUUCACUAAAGUAGAGAUGUUUGUUUGUUGCGAAUCACACCAAUCCGAGGAAGCGUUCGAUGAUCUUCGAAAUGUGCAAGAAGAGCUGUUCUCGUCACUGGGACUGCAUUUCCGGGUAAUGGACAUGCCUCCAAACGACCUGGGUACACCUGCUUAUAGAAAGUCAGAUAUGGAGGGCUGGAUGCCUGGAAGAAAGAUGUACGGCGAAUUGUCCAGUUGCAGUAAUUGCACGGACUAUCAGUCGAGACGACUCAACAUCAAACAUAAGACCAAAGAUGGUGGCACGACUCAUGUGCACACGCUGAACGGGACCGCUUGUGCGAUACCUCGCAUGCUGAUCGCAUUAUGCGAAUCUUAUCAGACGAAGCAUGCGCGUAUCACCGUGCCGGAGAGCCUGGUGCCUCUGAUGAAAGGUAAAACGCUCAUCAGGAAGCAACCGGUCGCGACUAUGAGAACUUAUAAGUACAAACAAGAUUUAAGUGAAAAUGAUGUUUAAAUAUAAUAACAAUAAAUUACGACCAUCGUA